GUCAAAUAAUUUGUCACCUUUUGUCAUGCGUAAAAAAUUUCAAAUACCAAAAGAAAAUAUUGAAGAUUCGGAUAUAAUAGACGAUCUUUCAGAGAAUACUGAAUGUGAAGAAUGUAUUAUUAAUGAUGUACAAUAUACAACAACAAAUAACAUUACUAGAAGUAUCGAAAUCAGUAACCAAAUUUUACAAAAUUCUACGAUAGAUUCCACUAAAAGUGUUGUAAAUGAAAAACCACGUAACUCAAACAUUACAACUACCGAAGAAAGUGAUUGGUUUUAUUUCUCUGAUAAAGAUCAUGUAUGUGAAUCAUGUGUAGUAAAAUCAACAAACUUAGAAGAAAAUUCAACUGAGAAACUGUAUAAAGUUUCGGUAAUUAACGAAUUUAAAAACAAUGCAGAUACAACUACUACACAACAUGCUCGAAACUAUAAAGAAAUCAGUACGAAACUAAACCCCAACUCUAAAAAAACUCAAAAGAAAACUGGCAAGACACUUGAUACAAAAAAUAUAGAAACUACUGAAAACAUUUCAUGUGAAGAGUGUGGAGAAGACGUAGACAAAUACACUAACCCUUCAAAAGAUACUGAAAAGCUACAAACAGAUAUAAACGAAAAAUACAAUAUAGCACAUAUAAAAAUUGGUAUGCAAACGAAGUCCUCGAAAAAUAUUACUAAAACCAGUUCACAAAAAGAUACCUCUACUGAAAUAUAUUACCAAACGCAAAAUGCUUCAGUAAUAGUGGAAAGCACAGAACCAAACUUUACUUCUGAAAAGACUGGUUACACAAAACACAUAACUCAAACACCGAUCAAAACAUCAACUUUUAGUGAAAGUUUUAGAGAGAAUACAACAUUAAACGAAACUAUAACAUCUUCUAAAAGCAAUGUUUAUAAAAGUAGAGUACCAACUGAAAGCGAGAUCACAACUGAAAAUGCUACUACAGAGAUCAAGGAACAAUCCGAAAUUCCAAUAACGCCAGAAAAAAAUGCAGAAACUUCGUGGAAACACACAAUAGCCACUUUUCAAGAUACAUUAUCGUCAGUGAAACGGGCUACUGAAACUCUGCCAACAAAUAUGAAAGUUUUAACUGAAAUAAGUCCAAGUACAGAAAUACUACUUGGUUCUGUUCUUACAACAAAAACAAAGGAAGUUUCCAUUCAAGAAGUUACACCAAGCAAAGAAGAAGAAACUUUUUCUGACGAACUAAAACUAACCGAAGAAAUAAAAACUACUACAAUUUCACUACUGACUGAAGAGAGUAGUACUGUUCACAGAAUUGCAGAAGAAAUGAGUAGCGAAAUGACAACUGAACCAACAGUUUUUCACGAAGUUUUAAAUACAACCCUAGAAGAAAAUACAAUAUUGUCUACUGAAAGCAGUUAUUUUUAUAAGGCUACAGGAGAAUUUGAAAGCCAAAUGACAACUGAAAAUGCUACUAUAGAGUUAGAAGAACAAUCUGAAAUCUCAAUGACGACUGGAGAAAAUGUAGGCAUUUCGUGGAAAUACCUAACAGCCACUUUCCAAGAUACAUCAGAGAUACCAGUUACUGCAACUGUAAAAACAAGUGCGGAAGUUUCAACUGAAAUGAUUCCUAGUAAAGAAGUAGUAGUUAGUUCUGUUGUCACAACAAAAACAGAGGAAGUUUCCAUUCAAGAAGUUACACCCAACAAAGAAGAAGAAACUAUUUCUGAUGAACUAAAAUUAACCGAAGAAAUAAGAACUACUACAAUUUCACUACUGACUGAAGAGAGUAGUACUGUUCACAGAAUUGCAGAAGAAAUGAGUAGCGAAAUACCAACUGGACCAACAGUUUUUCACGAAAUUGAAAAUGUAGGCAUUUCGUGGAAAUACCCAACAGCCACUUUCCAAGAUACAUCAGAGAUACCAGUUACUGCCACCGUAGAAACCAGUGCGGAAGUUUCAACUGAAAUAAUUCCUAGUACAGAAGUAAUUAGUUCUGUUGUCACAACAAAAACAGAGAAAGUUUCCAUUCAAGAAGUUACACCCAGCAAAGAGGAAGAAACUAUUUCUGACGAAGUAAAACUAACUAAGGAAACAAACACUACUACAAAUUUAAUAGUUACUGAAGAAAGUAAAAGUUUACAUAUAGUUACAGAAGAAAUAAGUAACGAAAUGACAAUUGAAAAUGCCACCACAGAGCAAGAAGAAAAAUCAAAAUUGCCAAUAGUGUCAGAAGUAAAUAUUGACAUUACAGAAAAAUAUACAACAGAAACAACCAUUUUACACGAAGCUAGGAGUAGAUCGUUUUCCGACAUACUAGCUCCUUCAGGUAAAGAAACAAGCACAGAAGUUUCCGCUGAUAACAUUACUAGUGGACAAAUAAAAGUUAAAGAAGAAUCUAAAACGAAGAGUACACAGAAAGAAAUUAAAGAGACUUCAAAGUUAGAAUUUUCUACAACACCAGAAUAUAAAAGACCUCUUAAAAUUACAAGCACUCAAAAACAGAAGAGUUCGAUUUUAGAAAGUACCAUCCUCACUCAUACAUUUUCUCAAGAAACAGAGACUACUACAAUAGAAGCUACAGAAGGUUUAACUGAAAUAAUAAACUUACCUUGUGACGAUUUCUUAGUAACCUUGACAGAAAUUAGUUCAGCAAGUACGCCAUCGACUGAGUUAUCUUCAGAAGAAAAUAUUCCAAUGGAAAUCAUAUCUGCAGAAGAAAACGUAGAUAUUACCGAACAAGUAGCUGAAUCGUUUUCUGGUGCAGAAAACCUAGAUGCUACAGAAGAAAUACAAAGAGAUGCGACGAAGAAAAAUGUAAAUGGGAAGAAAAUUAAAAAUAUAAUGGUUUAUUUAAACGAUUCAGUUACAACACCGAAACCUACAAAAACAAUAGUAAUAAUUGUUAAUAACUCUGGUAAACGGCUUCACAAAUUAAAUGAAACAACUUUAGAGAAACUGGUGAACAAGACAAUAGAUGAAGUGAAUUUAGAAUAUAUUGACCUGAAUAAUCUAUCGCAAGAAGCGGAAAUACAGAAUGGGUCUGAGAAUGCUGAACUUGAUAUUCCUGACAUUUUGAAAGGUGAUGGAAAACUAUGUACAAAAUCUGAGUACAAUUCCAGUCGAUACUGUCCUUGUGACGUCGAUUCUUAUGUAAAAACGUUACAAACAAAAAUAGAUAACAACACAGACACUUCAACCGUAAGUUGUCCAAAAAUGAUAAGUUUUCAUGACGGGUUUCUGAUUACGAAUAAAACCGAACCUCUUAGAAGAAAGAAGAGAAGCUUGUUAUAUAUGAGCAAUGUUGGACCAAAUGUGUUGGUAUAUCCAAACAAAAAGGCAAGAAUAUACUGUAUAAAUGAAGCCGAUAGACUUUUAGAUUCAAAAGACGUAACUUUCAAGUGGGAAUAUACUAAAGAUAAUGAAGGAAAAGGUGAACUUUUACCAUUUUCCGAAAAUCCUUUAGUUAUUCAAAACGCAGACGAGAAAACCACCGGAAACUACACUUGUACAAAAAUCAAAAACGAAACCUUCGAAAAUUAUACACACGAGAUGCAACUAAUAACAUUCCCGGUAUAUAAAAUUAAACUUGAAAUAUUAUAUUGGAUUAAUGAUAGCUGUUCCUUACAAACGGGGGAUAUUUUAUUUGCAUACUUGCCGAAAAUAAUUGGCCCUGUACUCUGUGGUGGUAAUGGAAGAUUGUGUCACGUGGAUAUCGAAAGACCUCGUUGUUUCAACAAAGAGGAUAACACAUAUUUUAAAGUGUCUGUUACAGCUACCAUGAAUGACAUUUACGAAAUUUUACCCACAACAGACGAUGAUAAUUGCAACUUGAAUUGCAGAUUUAAGGCAUAUACAAAUAUUAUCUACCUGGUUAAUAAAAAUGCAAAAAUUGUUAGAAGCAUUCCAAUACAUUCAAGACUUGAUACGGAUCUGGACUUUCUGACGAAUAUGACGACAGUAACAAACAAGCCAUCAAAACUUAUAACUACUUGCAGAGGAGGCUAUGGUAUUGAAAAAUUUAAACAAAGAGUAUGUGUUAUUUGUCCUAAACAUACAUUUAGCCCAAUUGAUGAAGCUUUUUGUAAAGUUUGUCCUGCUGGACAAUAUCAGCCUCAUCUGGGAUCACAGGGCUGUAUCCCGUGCCUUUCCCCACUUGAUGAUACAAUGUGUCUCAGAAUGUUGGUAGAAAACACUGAGUCAGGAAGCGAACCAGACGGGUAUGUGUCGUCCAGUGAUGAAUUCGUUCCUUCAGAUACGGGCUAUUCGGAUGAUUUAGACUACUAUAAAAAAACCACAAACAAGAUGUUUUCCAAAAAAAUACAUGAUGCUAAAAGAAACAUCUUCUCUUAA
This is a messenger RNA of Diabrotica balteata, 4315 nucleotides long. The record is from the annotation of a GenBank genome assembly. Lineage: Eukaryota; Metazoa; Arthropoda; Insecta; Coleoptera; Chrysomelidae.